AUGAUUGUACUGAGGGAACAAACAGGCUUCACACCACAGCCCUCACACCGCCUUUUCACACCACAGCCCUCACACCGCCUUCACACCACAGCCCUCACACCACCUUCACACCACAGCCCUCACACCACCUUCACACCACAGCCCUCACACCACCUUUACACCACAGCCCUCACACCGCCUUCACACCACAGCCCUCACACCGCCUUCACACCACAACCCUCACACCACCUUUACACCACAGCCCUCACACCACCUUCACACCACAGCCCUCACACCACAGCCCUCACACCACCUUCACACCACAGCCCUCACACCACAGCCCUCACACCACCUUCACACCACAGCCCUCACACCUCCUUCACACCUUCACACCACAGCCCUCACACCACCUUCACACCUUCACACCACAGACCUCACACCACCUUCACACCACAGCCCUCACACCACAGCCCUCACACCACCUUCACACCACAGCCCUCACACCUCCUUCACACCACAGCCCUCACUCACACUGCCUUCACACCACAGCCCUCACACCACCUUCACACCACAGCCCUCACACCGCCUUUACACCACAGCCUUCACACCGCCUUCACACCACAGCUUUCACACCAUAGCCCUCACACCACCUUCACACCACAGCCCUCACACCGCCUUCACACCACAGCCUUCACACCACAGCCCUCACACCACCUUCACACCACAGCCCUCACACCACCUUCACACCACAGCCCUCACACCGCCUUCACACCACAGCCCUCACACCGCCUUCACACCACAGCCUUCACACCACAGCCCUCACACCACCUUCACACCACAGCCCUCACACCACCUUCACACCACAGCCCUCACACCGCCUUCACACCACAGCCUUCACACCACCUUCACACCACAGCUUUCACACCACAGCCCUCACACCGCCUUCACACCAUAGUCCUCUCCAUCUUCCAAAAGUGGCCAGUUUAG
Messenger RNA from Peromyscus californicus insignis, 966 nucleotides. RefSeq lists its product as uncharacterized. The record is from RefSeq and is a predicted model, not a curated record. The transcript has a single exon. The coding region runs from base 1 to 966 and encodes 321 amino acids. Lineage: Eukaryota; Metazoa; Chordata; Mammalia; Rodentia; Cricetidae.